AUGAACAAUAAACCCAAUGAGGAAAACCUCAUGGUGCGGAAGCACACCGCUCGCUCUGCUGCAGCACAGUGCAGUCGUCCCUUGCAGCCGCCACCGCCACCGUUGCUGGUUGGAUGCAUGGAAGUGCUGUACAUGAAGUAUCUCUAUCCCUACGAGUGCGAGAAGAAGAACCUGAGCACUCCGGCCGAACUGCAGGCCGCCAUCGAUGGGAAUCGGCGCGAGGGACGACGAUCCAGCUAUGGACAGUUUGAUUCGCCAUCAGUUCAACGAUCGCCCAUUCCGCAGGGCAUCCAGCAGAUGUCGCCCCUGUCGCUGGUUACCCACGUCAAUCAGCAGCAGCACCACCGGCUCCUGGGGGCACCGAACGUCGGCCAGAUCCCGAACAUUCUGCCGCCCGAGUUCGAGCAGCGCAUGCUCGACUACAUCAAACUGUUCCAGCCGAAGGAGAUGAAACGCGAGCAAAGUCCGGAACAGCAGAUGACCCCGCGGGAUGCCCUCAACGCGUUGGAAAUGUCCCGCGUUGCGCUGUGGAACAUGUACAACAACAACACGAGUCCGCCGAACUCGCUCAAUACCAGCCCGCCGGAGAUGCAGAGGGAAGCGCUGAACCUGGCCGAAUCGCCACCGCAUCACAUGUCGAUCAAGCGCGAGCGCGACCAUCCCAUGGACUUCACUUCGGAUCGUUCCUCGUCCCGCGACUACAACAGCGGUGUUCCACCGGCCAAGCGCAGCAACAAUAACACAAUCGCGGCCGUGGCCGCUGUUGCCCAGCUCCAACAACAGCAGCAACAACAACAACAGCAACACCCACAACUGCACGGACGCUCUCUCACUCCACAGAAGCUUAAUCUGUCCUCGCAAGAUGAAGACGAUGCCCACUCGGAUGGAACACCGGUCAACCUGCGCGGCGAAAACGGCCUCCGUCACCACGAGGAUGACAUCCCCGACGAGGAGGAAGAAGAGGAAGACGAGGAUAUGUCCAUGACUGAGGAUACCCACCAUCCGUUGGCACUAAACCGAAUCACCGAGCAUGCAGCGGCACUGGCCGCGGCCCAACGUGAACGCGAACAAGCCCAGGUCAAUCACUUGGCCAGUCUGAAUCUGAGUUUACUGGAGCGGGAACGAUGCGAGAGUGCGGACAAACUGAAGCGCCAGCAGCAGUUACAACUGGAGCAACUCCAGCGGGAACAGCUGCUUCACCAUCAACAGCAGCAGCAGCAGGUACAACAGCAGUUGCAACGCGAAAGGGAACGCGAACUGCUACAGCGCGAGAGGGAACGAGAACUUCAGAAACAGCAAGAGCAACGACAACAGGAACAGGAACAACAAAGUCGUCAAAACGGGGACCGAUUGAGUGCUGCCGGGUUGGACAAUGGAUGUAGCAACACAAGCAGCCACAGCAACGAACAUCCGAUUCGAGCGGAGUCGGCACAACAGGAUGCAGCAGCGUCCGCGAGCACGGUGACGAACGGAAUCAUGGGCAUGCAGUUCAAGCUGAUCAGUCGAGGUGAUGCCUCCAAAGGCGACCAACAGUUGGUAGUAUCAAUGGAGUUCAACGGUGUCCAGUACGAGGGCGUCCUAUUCGCCAACCCGCCCCCUUCUUCAUCGUCGCCCAACUCUCGCUCCUCAUCGUCGUCGCAGCAUAAAAUGACCACCGCCGGAUCAACAUCCCACCCGAACAACGCCAGCAGUAGUUCCAUCAGCAAUGGCGCCAGCGGGGCUCUCCCAUCACAUCACAUGCUACACCACCAGCUAGCAUCACCCUCGUCCAGCGGCGGCGGCGGUCUCCUGGUCGCGGCCCCCAGCAGCGGUGUUCCCAUGUCGGCGGCAUCUUCACCCGUCGGUAGCACCAGCAGCCACACAUCCCACACCUCGAUUGCAUCUCCCAUCGUUUCGCCGGUCAAAACCGGCGGUAGCUCGUCGAUAGGCGCCGGUGAUGAACCGGUUGGAAGUGGCUCGAUGGGCCUGGCGUCGCUGGUGACGCCCCGGCCACUUGUGUCCUAAGAGUGUGAUUAGUUUUAUUGCGACUCUCUGUUUUUAUUUUAGUUUAGUGGAACGGUUCUCCCUUGUUGGGAGAAUGCUUUUAUAGUUUAAAAACGCGCUUUCUUCCUUUCCUAGUAAAAAGGGAAGAAAGUCGCCCCCAUCUCGCAAUCCUUAUCCUUAUAUUUUGGGCUCUCGAAUGUUGCAUUUUUUCGUUCUUAUCAUUAGGCAAUUGAACAACUUUUUUUAUUACUUAAAUCCUAGUUUAAGCACAUACCCUAAUAGAACCCUGACUUGAUUUUAGUACGAUAAUAACAUAAAAUGAGCAGCAAAAUUUUUGUCAGUGUGUUGAAAGCUUUCAAACUGCGAAUCCAAGCAUGCGCCGCGACGCAUCGGUUAUGAUGCCUGGUUGAAACUGAAGGUGGCAGCACUGCAUCGUGCGGCAUGAAAAGCUCCGUGAGCCUGGUGUGAACCGAUUCACUUUCGGCGAAACGGUAACCGGAAGGCGUCGCAGUACACUGAACGAAAGCAACACUUUUGAACCAAAAAUUAUUUUUAAUUUUUUAAUAUAUUUUUUUUAAUACGAAAAUUGAACAAAAUGUUACAACCGGAAUCGUCAUGCCAGGAAAGUAAGCAGCAAUCUAUCAUUUGGCAGCAGUGUGGUAGCGCAGCAAAGGUGUAAAUGUGAGAAGCUUGUAGGUGGUAGAUGGCUCUGUUAGUUAAUAUAACCCUAUCAGUUUAGACAUAGAUUUUUAACAGCUUGCUUAGAUGGAUAAACGAUGUGAUUAUUUUUCUACACUUGACUAGAUGUAGUAUUCUAAGCAGCUCAGCUAGUGAGAAAGUUACUUUUCUCGUUUCGUUCGUUCAAGUAGCUUGUUUCGUUUUGAUAGGCGCGUAUUGCAGCAAAGUAGAUUCGUAGAGUUGUACAUAGGUUCAUGUGUAAGUUCAAAACCUAAUAAUCCUACUUAAAACGAAUUCAUAAUCUCUCUUAAAAGCAUAAGGUAGAACUCAUGUAUAUCGCAUUAUAACGAGCUGAAGAUCUGUAGGAAUGCUGAAAAUUUGACAUGUCUCAUUCUCACAAAACUGAAAAAUGGGAAACCGAACAAAACUCGCUAAUAUAUGCUGCUACUAGUAUAAAGAUAAAAAAAACGAUACUUAGAUUUAGGCAAAGCACCCCCUUCCGGAUCGAUUGAAGUGCAAAAUUUUAUCUCUUACCUUUUUGUUGUUAGAAAACUCGUUUCCGGAUAGGAAAGGUAUGUUAAUGCUAGAAACCCUACGAAAAAAAAAUCUCUUGCAAUAUAAGUUUAAGGUAAAUUACCCCAGAAAAAAAAAAACAGCAAAACACACAAACACAAAAAUGUUUUAAAAACAAAUACGAAUGAGUAGUUUCAUUAGUGGACAGUAGUAGAAGCUAGGUUUUAGUUGCAAUUCGCUGACUAUAUAUUAUCCAUUGUUUUGUGACUGUAGGUAUUUCCUAUUUUUACUAGAUUUAUACCUUCACAUUUAAAUUAAUAUAUAUUUUACCUUGGCUGAGAGAGAAAAACAAAAUGAACAAUUAUCUAUUUAAAAUGAACAAAACGGCGCCGGCAAUUCGGUGGCGCCCCCCGUAGAAGUUAGAGAGCAGAAAAGACAUCAUCGUCAUCAUGACCACGCGCUUGGAAGCAUCACAAACACAUACCACCCGAAAUCGAAACAGUUUUACACGACUCACAGUUAACGUUGAUGCAUGUAAAUCUUAAUCAAAAUAUGCUAACUUGAAAACCAAAACGUCUGUCACAUAGACCUCCGCCAGUAGCCUGGAGCGAAGAUGAACUGUCAAAAUUUGUGCACGGAAAGUCUUAGAAUUGAAUGUCAAACACAACACAAUGACCAUUGAUAAUGGAUAAUAGAACAAUAUGUUUUAAAAUAAGUCGUUGUUUCUGGGAGACACAUACAUAUUCGUAGAUUCUUAUCACAUCCCUCGUACAGUGCAUGUUUUGUCAUACUAAGUUCCCGUUUGUGUGG
Messenger RNA from Aedes albopictus (Asian tiger mosquito), 3984 nucleotides. RefSeq names its product bromodomain-containing protein DDB_G0280777-like. The coding region runs from base 1 to 2004 and encodes 667 amino acids. Lineage: Eukaryota; Metazoa; Arthropoda; Insecta; Diptera; Culicidae. The record is from RefSeq and is a predicted model, not a curated record. The transcript is spliced from 5 exons. Gene Ontology annotation, molecular function: DNA binding.